GGAGGAGGAGGAAAAGGAAAGGAAGCGAAGGCCAGCCUGAGGAGCCGCUGCAUGCUGCAGCAGCGGGAGAUGUGGGCUUGUCGUGCCGCUGCAGCGCCAGGACGCGACCAGGGAGCUCGGCUGCCGCGGAGAGAUUUUGCUGGGCUCCGCCACCGUCGGCAGCAGCAACAGCCACCCUAUUCCCGGUGAAAGGCAACAGAGGAACUGGGAUUACCCUGGCUGACGCCGCCGCCGCCAAGCAGGAACUAGUCAAGCCAACUCUUGGACAAACACAAACCCGGUCCCCUUCGCUUCCGUGCUCAAGGAGGAAGAAGACGUGUGCGACGGCGGGGAGGGGGGAGAGAAGCUGUUUGUCAAGCUGCUAGUUUCGAGGGGGGGGGCACUCCAAAGGAUUGAGGCCAUUCCAGCGGUAGGGUGUGAAGUAGGGGCAGAUCGGGGCUUUAACAAUGGUGAGGUUUCUGGUGAGCUCCUGCUGCGCCCUGGCUGCCUCGGUGCUGGUCCAUCCCCGUAUCGGAUCACGGUGAGGAAAAAAUGAGCGAAGAGACGGCGAAUUCUAACGAUAAUAGUUAUGCCUGUGUGCGAGCUGUGGUGAUGACCCGUGAUGACUCAAGUGGUGGAUGGUUACCACUUGGAGGGGGUGGACUAAGCUGCGUCACCGUUUUCAAAGUCGUUCACCAGGAAGAAAAUGGCUGUCCUGAUUUUCUUGUACAUGGGGAGCGUCUCAGGGAUAAAACGGUGGUUUUGGAGUGUACAUUAAAGAAGGACCUCAUUUACAAUAAGGUUACACCAACUUUUCACCACUGGAAGAUUGAUGACAAAAAAUUUGGCCUCACAUUUCAGAGUCCUGCUGAUGCAAGAGCAUUUGAUAGAGGCAUCCGCAGGGCAGUAGAAGAUAUUUCUCAAGGUUGCCUGACAUCACAAGAUGAAACUGAAGUGCCUGCAGAUGGUUUUCCGGCAAUUCCAGAAAAUGCAUCAAGUUUGCUAAUGAAAGAUCAUCACUUCCAGCCUGAACCAGUAGUAAGCAGUGAUCCUUACAAAAGCUUGAUCAUUAGGCCUUCAGCCUUUGAGGAUUUGAACUCAAGAAGAUCCUACUUCCACAGCCACUCCAACCAGAUACCCCCCAAACCGAUCAGGAAUGUCAGUUUUCAGGAUGAGGAAGAAAUUGUUCGAAUAAACCCUCGUGAAAUUUUAAUACGACGCUAUGCAGACUAUAGGCAUCCAGACAUGUGGAAAAAUGACUUGGAUAGAGAUGAAGCAGAUUCCUCGCUGCAGUAUCCUAAGACAGACCAUAAAAAAUCAGACUAUCUCUCCCCCUCUGGAGAUGGGACUAAGUUGAAUUCUCUUAAAGAUUCAAAAGGUUCUGUGGUACUUAAAACACAGCCAUCAUCAUUCAAGUUAAAAAAAUCAAAAAGAAGGAAAGAAGAUGGGGAACGCUCUCGUUGUGUAUACUGCCAAGAAAGAUUUAAUCAUGAAGAGAAUGGCCGGGGCAAAUGCCAGGAUGCACCAGACCCAAUUAGGAGAUGCAUAUAUCAAGUUAGUUGCAUGCUUUGUGCUGAAAGCAUGCUGUAUCACUGCAUGUCAGACUCAGAGGGAGAUUUCUCUGACCCCUGCUCCUGCGACACUAGCGAUGACAAGUUCUGCUUACGAUGGCUAGCUCUUGUCACAUUGUCAUUCAUUGCACCUUGUAUGUGCUGCUACCUCCCCUUGAGAGCAUGCCACCACUGCGGUGAGCUCUGUGGAUGCUGUGGAGGAAAGCAUAAAGCUGCAGGAUGAAGUAGUCUGGUGCCUAAUUUGGGCUGACAAGUCUUUGUUUGGGGGAAAUACCUAAUUUGUGGAAGCGUCUGGCAAGCAGAAGGGAAACCUCUCAUACAUGAAAGGUCUGCUGUGGAAGACGCCUCCAAACUUGCUGCGUUGUGAAGGCUUGCCGCACCUGAUGAUCUGCUUUUAAGUGCGUGGUGCAAGUUGCAAAGAAGUUCUGGUGAAAAGGAAAGCAUUUUCUUAUGAUUGGCGGUUAAAAUUAGUAUGAACCACAGUCCAUACUAUAAGGGAUCAACUUCAGCAAUUUGUACAUUUUAUAAUUUAGGUGGUGGGAGGCUUUUUGAAAUAAUCUUUUUGGUGGGAAAUAUAACUAAAACUGUACUAGUGAGAGCUGAUUUAUAACUAAAGAAAGUGAAUAACUUGGCAACUGCAAGAGGUUACACUGAUUUAAAGUGCAACUAACUUGCUUAUAAAUAGCUUUUGGAGGCAAAUUUAUGUAAAAAUAACAAAUGUUUAUAUUUAACUAAGUAUAUAGUUGUUACGUGCCGUCAAAUCGGAACCAACUUAUAGUGACCCUAAUAGGGCUUUCUAGGUAAGAGAUAUUUAAGGAGUGAUUCUACCAGUUCCACACCCCUAAUGGGUUUCCAUUGGUUAAGGGGGGAAUUUGUACCCAAGCCUCCUUAGUCCUAGUCCAUCAUUCUGUCCACUUCACCACACUGACUAUAUAUGGUACGAAUUAUUAAAUCUUCCUUCUCCUUUCCAGUUGCAAAGCAAUUUUGGACCAUGUUACCAGUCACAUUCCAUGGUAGUAUUUCUGAAUAUUUAACUAGUUGACGUAGUAGUUCUCUUCAAAAUGGACAAAUCAAUACUUUCAGACUUGUUACCCGUUGAUUACAUUUUGUAUUGAGUUCCUCUGUACAUUCUAGUAAUCUGAAAUCUUUUAAAAUAUUAAUUAUUGUAGUCUUGAGUGACCAGUGUUUUUGUUAAGCACAUGUAUAAUUGUCUAAUGCUCCUAUGAAAACAUAACAUUUAUUUUUAUAUACAAAUGACUUUGGUUUCAGUGUAAUGACUUUUUUUUCAUUCUUGAGUUUCCUUCCAAAAAUGUUGAUGACAAAUGCUUGGGAAGGAAAAUUACCAUAAGAUAAUUGUUGCAACAUAGGUAUUUAUCAUCCUGUUCAGUUUGGUAGCCCUUAUUUCUUCAGUCUUCUAAGGGAGCAAAUAAUGUUUCCAUUAAUUUAAUUUUAUUCAUGUAGCAAAGUAUAUUCUGUUUGACAGACUGUAGUCCAAGUAAAGAAAAAAAGCCCAAGUUAAUUUCUUAUGAAUGAAAAUGAGUUUCUCGUAUUUCAGUUGUUGUUAGCAUAUUAAUGAUGAAUGUUUAACUUAAUAUUUGGCUGUGUGUUUUAAAUACCAGCUUUGAGGAAUUCCUAAAUGUCAUUCGUUACAUGAUAUAACCAUAUA
Molecule: messenger RNA, 3216 nt
Organism: Pogona vitticeps (central bearded dragon)
Lineage: Eukaryota; Metazoa; Chordata; Lepidosauria; Squamata; Agamidae
Gene: SPRED1
Product: sprouty related EVH1 domain containing 1
Biological process (GO): multicellular organism development; negative regulation of MAPK cascade
Cellular component (GO): membrane
Molecular function (GO): protein kinase binding
Source: RefSeq, a predicted model, not a curated record